GGCACUGCCGAAUACUUUUUUUUGAUUCAUUUUUUGAUUAAAUCUCUUUUUUUCUACCGAGUAGAGCUGACAGGUAGUAUUCUGCCCACUUCGAGGAAGGUUUGUCGGUCCAGGUUGCCGUCUAGUGACUCCAGUCUACGAUUUACGAACCUACUCCGUACACAGUUUGUGGUCUUGGCUCCCUCUCGCCUGCACCUUCCAGGUCCUUCAAUGACCUCCUCAGGCUCAGACACCUCCAAGGUCCGUUCAUACUGACGCACCCAAACAUUCGUCGCUUGUCUUGGGAUGCGUUCAUCUCUUCGACUUUGGCAUGGUCUUCACUCUAAUCCUCACAAGUCGCAUUUCCUUCUUCUUCUCUACCGGACUGUCCUGAUUCACGCGGUUCACUACCCGGAAACACCGUGGUCCACCAGCCCUGCCACCCGCCGGCAGCGUUGCAGCCAACAAACAACACCCCCGGCAAACACCCAAAAUGCGCUGGCUGAGAUUCCCGGUUUUCACCACUUAAAAUCUGGUCUUUUAUCCUUCCCGCUGCAGGGCUCGUCGCAGUUUUGCAGGGUCUCCGGUCAAUCACUGCGGGCGGUGCCACAUCAAACUCCAUCGAACUGGCCUUCAGACAGCCAACUCUUGAUCAUUUUUCAACCUCCAUCCUAUGAUCCUUCACGGCAUCUUCCCCGACCACCGCCCAUUCUGCCUCGAAAGUUCUUGGCCCCUUCCAACGUUCGAAGCCUUGUUUCCCGGAGACACGGCGAGCGGCGCGAGUAACGGCAGCCAUCCGGCACCAAACCUACCGAGUGACAUCAACGUGCUUGGCUUGGCUUCUUCGGCCGAGUGAGCGACGUACCAGAAAAUACCCCAAUUCCACCUGCCCACCGACGCAAUCCCCUCGUGAUUGUCCAUGCUAUCGACAAGCUACG
Molecule: messenger RNA, 917 nt
Organism: Colletotrichum phormii
Lineage: Eukaryota; Fungi; Ascomycota; Sordariomycetes; Glomerellales; Glomerellaceae
Exons: 1
Coding region: 286-765 (159 amino acids)
Source: RefSeq, a predicted model, not a curated record